AUGAGUGUUACUGAGGACACAGGAAAUAAUUGGACCAUUUACAACCAAUUCCGUUUAAUGAUGGAUUCAGGCUUACAAGUUUCUCAACAAAGUUCUUCACCAACGACUGGUGGAAAUGUUAUUGUACUUAAUAAUAAUGAUAUGAUGCAACAACGAACAAGUAUGGGUGGCCAACAAAUUAUUCUUAAAACAAGUUCAUCACCAACAUCAAAUUCAACACAAGGUCAAAUUCUUCAAACAGCUGAUGGACAAUUAAUUAUAUUACAAAGUGCUGAACAACAACAAAAUCAAUCGACACAAUAUGUACAAGUUGGUGGACAAAUUUUACAAUUAAGUAAUGUACAAACAGCUCAACAACCACAAACUAUAACAAUUCCAGCUGGUGCACUACAACUUGGUGGUAACGGACAACAAAUUGUACAAUUAUCAACACCAACAAAAAUGCAAACAUCACAAAAUGGUCAAGUUAUAAUGAUGGUACCGGGUAAUUCAGGUCAAUUACAAACUGUUCAAAUGCAAACAGCUGGUACAGCAACAUCAACACCUAACCAAAAUGCUGUUGCACCUGAAUCCACAGAAGAAGAACCAUUAUAUGUUAAUGCUAAACAAUAUAAUCGUAUACUAAAACGACGUGCCGCACGAGCAAAACUUGAAGCAGAAGGAAGAAUUCCACGAGAACGUAAACGUAAAUUUCUUCAUGAAUCUCGUCAUCGACAUGCAAUGAAUCGUGUUCGUGGUGCUGGUGGUCGUUUUGCUCCUGGAUCGAAACAAAAAGCAUAA
Molecule: messenger RNA, 780 nt
Organism: Adineta steineri
Lineage: Eukaryota; Metazoa; Rotifera; Eurotatoria; Adinetida; Adinetidae
Source: the annotation of a GenBank genome assembly